Durusdinium trenchii is the source of this 1437-nucleotide messenger RNA. The record is from the annotation of a GenBank genome assembly. NCBI's taxonomy places the organism in Eukaryota, Dinophyceae, Suessiales, Symbiodiniaceae.
AUGAACGGGCUGGACCAAACAUCGACACCCAACAAGUUCUGGCUGAUGUGUCCCCGAGAUGGGGCUCCAAUUUGGUUUCGAAAGGAAGGCACGGACUUUAUCUACAAGUACUACGCACGGAAUGCCUGGGAUGUCUCCAAUCAAAUUGAUAACCAGAUUUGGCACCUCCCUGCAGUGCCGCAGGAUCUUUGGAACUCGAUUCGGAAUGCUUGGACUCAGAAUCCGCCACUCUUCAAGGGACAGCCAGUGACCUUGCAGGACUUGGCCAAUUUCAUGCGAGACACCUUGCGGAGGGAUCCCUUCUGGACGGGCGGUCAAAAGGUGCCAUGGGUGGAUCUUCGAGGAGGUGGCGCUGGUGCUAGCAGCCCACGACAGGCUGUCAUUAUCAAUCAAAGACAGAUGGCUUGGAUCGUCAUCAAUGCUUUGAUGGGCAAUAAGCUGAAUGGCGUGGAAACAGGGUUGGAUGCUGCCAUCAAGCGCUGCAACAAGGAAUCGGAUGUGAAGAAAGGCCUGUCACCCGACAUGCUGCACUCACUCCUUGCAUUCUUGGCAGUUCUCUCGAAAGAGAUUGGAAACACAGAUGGAAGCUACUUGGUUGCUUCUACUCCAGGGCCCGUGAAUGAAGCCUGGCUUGAGAAGAUCCAAAAUCAAAACCAGGGUGGAAAGACCAUGGUGAAGCCCACACUUUGCAACACGGCCAAUUUGCAGGCGGGCAACUGCGGCAUGCAUGACUUCAUGGCUGGCGGCACGCCAGCGCAGGCCCUGACGGACAUUGCUGGCAUGGACGUGGGUGGUGGCGCGCAAUUGUGCCGUGUUGCCAACAGUCAGGAUGAAUCCUUGGUGAUUUUCUACCCCGAGGUCUUGGCCGCCUCAUUCUUCGUUGGGGAUGGCCAGAUGCUCCCCGUGCCAUUCACGAUGUUGGGUGCCAGGAGGUAUUUGAGCAGUAUUCGUGGUGAAACUGGAGUUGGCGCGCCCUAUGACAAUCAGUGUGGGAAAGUCCAAGUGCCACAGUUCUUGAACUCCAAAAUUAUGGAGAACACAGUGGAUACACAUGUUUCCAUCACUCCGGUGAAGAUCUCAAAAAGCGCCUUUGUCGCGGUGGCCUCCUAUUGCAGCGAUUGCCACAGGGGCGAAUGCUCCGAGCCCGAGAUGUUCAACAACCAGUGCGACAAUCAACGAAAGCACCUGGACGAGGACGUGUCUGCCUGGCUGCAGGCCUAUGACCACACCAACUACCACGAUGCCAUCUCGACGGCCUUUGCGGCGGUGGUGUCCCGUGUGGGAACAGGCCCUUGGGGCGCUGGAUUGUGGCAAGGGGAUGCCCAGCAGUACUUCCUGACUGUCUGGCUUGCUACAAGCUUGCUUGAGAAUGUGCAGUUGGACUACUACGUGUAUGACCACUUCUGCGAGAAUGCAGGCAUUUUGGGUCAAAAUUGA